AUGGACUACCAAUCUGGCAAGAUGGAUGACCUGUCUCAGGACAACAACAACAAAUCACAGGCCAACACUUCAUCAAAUACCUCUUCGUCAUCGUCAUCCUCAUCACCAGGCAAACCGGCAGCAGUUGCAAAGAGGGAGGCCAAGUCAAAGAAGUUAUCAUAUGUCCAGCACUGGAAGUUCAAACCUUCGCACCCUCCCAAGGUCCACCAGGCCAAUCCCUCACAGCGACUAUUACAACCAGUCGAUGGCAGUAUCAGUGGCAACUCUGGAGAGUCGGAGUCUUCGCCAGACGCUUCACAACAGGAACCACUCAUAGAUGAAGAUGAAGGCGGUGGUGGUGAGCCCACCAAGUUCAACAGCAAGAGGCGUCGAAACUCAGCACCAUCGAUCAAUAACUUUGUUGGACAUUGGCGCUAUGAUCCCAAGGCACAUCAGACGAAACAGCUUCAAAAGGAGAUAAUUGGAUAUCAUCAAUUCCAAAUGAAUCAAAAGAGAAAGAGUUCGAUCAGUGAGCCAAGCACUGGCACUAGCACUGGGUCUGGAGCUGGUUCUGGCACUGGUAGUGGCGGAAUCAGUAUUAGUGGCAACUCAUCACCAAUUGGAAACAUAUCACCUCAACAUCUGCCACAGCCACAUCUUCGACCACAACACCCGACCGCCAUCAAUGAACAACACAACAGCGACUUCAUCCAACAACAACAUCAACAGAUAUAUAUGAAGAAUAUGCAGAGCUCACAUGGACUGGAACAAUUCAGUCAUGAUGACUAUCAUCCUGAUCAGAUCACUCAACAACGAAUGUUCAAACCAUUCCAUCCUUAUGGUCGUGGUCGAGCAUCCUCACAGCCCAAUCACAUGACACCUCCUGGAUCGUCGACGCUUCCGGUACCUCCGCCUCCCAUCAUGAUUGGCGGCCACUCACACACACCUCCUGAUGUUGUUGGAUCAUUACAUCCUCAGGCACUGGCACCACCCUACCCUGGUCACCCGCCCAUGUUUCCACGCAGUGACAGAAGGUACUCACUACCAGCAUUGCCAGAUAUAUAUAUUGCCUACCAACAGCAACAACAACAAAACCCACAUCAUAUGGUACAUCAACAGCAACAGUUACAACAACACCAACAACAACAAAUGCAGUACUAUUCUCCGAACAAUCCAUUCAGGGGCUCACCAAGCCUUCACCCAUCAUCAUCACCACUUUCAUUGUCGUCGUCAUCGACGACCUUCCUGGACACAAUACCCGAGAUCCCUUCACAUGCCCAGGGAUCUGGAGGUAGCGGCGUGGACAGUCACUCACCAAAGAUGCCAGGUGGAGGCCCCGGAACUGGAGUUGGCGUCACGGGAUCACCAAUAUCGACAGGCACCUCGCCAUUCCUGUGGCCAAGUGGACCACCACCACAAUCAUCUUCCUCCCCGCCCUACUCGCCUUCAUAUGGCUCCAAACCACAACUGGUGCACCAUGUAUAUCAACAGCAACAACAACAGCACCAUCUAUCACCAAUAACAGGCGACAACCCUGUUUCGAAAUCACCCUCACCAUCGCCAUCUCGACGGUCUUCGCUGCGUCCAACUCAGGUGUUGGAUGACACUUCCUCCCCCAACAACAACAACAACAACAACUACACCGCCAUGAUGAUGCACGGUGGCAUUGGCUACGAUCGGCCAAUGUCCUCCAUCGGCAGUGGUGUCAAUGUACAUAAGCCCCCAUUUUCUCCUCAACACCAGCAUCAGCAUCAUCAAGCAGCAGCAGCGGCAACAUCCACAACACUUCCUUCAAAGAUAACGACAACGACAACGACAAAGAUAACGAAUAUAACCUCUCCUCCCCCUACAUCUUCUUCCUCCCUAUCCUCCUCCUCAUCCUCAUUGGACCAUCCCAUGACAGCCAAGACACAGUUAUUACCUAACAAACCAGCAGAGUCCAUCUUUGAUGAUAGAGACUCACAACAGAGUAACAACAACAACAUUGGUUCAAAGAUGACAUUGCCAUCGAUGCGUGAUCUUCUCAGUCAUUUGAACAUACAAGAGUCGACAUCAACAUCCUCUUCUUCUUCUUCGACUGGUGUAUCACCAUCGAUCAGUGGCAGUGGCAGUGGCAAUGAGGGUAAAAGUGACGACAAGAUGUGUAUAAUAAACUUGGUGCAAUAG
This is a messenger RNA of Acytostelium subglobosum LB1, 2145 nucleotides long. RefSeq lists its product as hypothetical. The coding region runs from base 1 to 2145 and encodes 714 amino acids. NCBI's taxonomy places the organism in Eukaryota, Evosea, Eumycetozoa, Acytosteliales, Acytosteliaceae. The transcript has a single exon. The record is from RefSeq and is a predicted model, not a curated record.